This is a messenger RNA of Phycomyces blakesleeanus NRRL 1555(-), 2250 nucleotides long. RefSeq lists its product as hypothetical. The coding region runs from base 24 to 2015 and encodes 663 amino acids. The transcript is spliced from 6 exons. Lineage: Eukaryota; Fungi; Mucoromycota; Mucoromycetes; Mucorales; Phycomycetaceae. The record is from RefSeq and is a predicted model, not a curated record.
GCUCUAAAUUAUCGAGUCUGCAUAUGCUAAUAAUGGCAGAAGAAAAUAAACUGUUUGAUGUUAUCGUAGGCAUAGACUUUGGAACGACUUUUUCUGGCUUUUCAUGUGAGGUUAUUCCAGAGAAGAAAGAGCCUCCUAAACCAGAGACAGCAAAUACUACUAAAGCUAAAAAAAAAGGAAAUUAUGCACCUGAAUUGCUAUUAAAAAAAACCUCUUCUGCAAUGUAUUUUAAAAAAGAUGAAAAGAAGAUUUUUGAGUUUGGAGACAAAGCAGAGAAGGCAAAUGAGGAUUACAAAUACCCUGAAACUAAGACUGAACCUAAGACUGAACCUAAGACUGAAAUCACGACUGGCACUGAAGCUCACACUAACAGUAACGUUGAACCUGACGUCGCCAAUAAUACUGAGGAUAAGACUGAAAGUAACCCUGGGGAUUUGGUGAGAAGAACAAAGUUGCUCUUAGACAGAACUAUCAAAAACCACCCAGACCUACCAGCAAGACUUACUCUAGUACAUGCCGUCUCUCGCUAUCUGAAAAAAAUUCGUAGAAAUAUCCAUAUAGAAAUAGAGACGAAAUAUGGCCAUGAUCCAAAACUUUUAAAGUACAAAUAUUAUAUAACAGUUCCAGCCUCGUGGUCGAAGCAAUCCAGGAAUAUUAUGAGAGAUGCCGCUAUAUCGUCUAAACUUGUUGAAAAACAUAAUGUUGAUACACAACUAGAAAUUAUUGAUGAACCUGUGGCCGCUGCUGUGUAUGCCGAGUCUAAAAAUACUGACAUCAAAUUCAAAAAAGGCGACCGUUACAUGAUUUGUGAUGCUGGUGGUGAAACUGUAAAUCUUGCUGUUUUCGAAAAAGACACCAUCGAAGGACAAAAGAGCUUAAAGGAGAUUACCUUUGGGGCUGUUACUCCUAGUGUAUCAAGCUUAUUGGAUGCUCUAUUUGAAGAACUAUUGGAGAAAAGGCUUCCAGAAUGGUCAGAAAAAGGUACCUCCCAACCUGAAGAUACUCAGGCAUCUACGGAAGAAAACAUUGGACAAGAUUCGAUCGACAUAAUAGAGAAUUCAUUGGAAAAAAUAAAUGAGAUAAUUAAAGCAACGCAUAAAGAUAUCGAAAAUAAUCCGAAAAUAUUUACACCAGAAGAGAUUCGAACAGAAAUGUUUUAUCCAGUGGUAGAAAUCAUACUCAAGACUAUCAAAAAACAAAUCGAAAUACAAAAGGGAAUUCAAAGGACCGAACAAGACAACCAGCCUGAUGAACGAAAGUUGAAAGCUAUCUUUAUUACCGGUGGACUUGGCCAGUCAAAAUAUCUUCAGGACAAAAUCAAGGAAAAGUUCGGGGAAGAGGUUGAAGAUAAUAAUAUCAUAGGAGUUGAAGAAGGGAUUAUGGCUGUGAUGAAAGGAGCAGUCUUAAUUCAUUCAAACCCCAUUGAAAUUAGUCAGAAAAUUCAUCGCCGUACAUAUGGAAUCAGGUUGCGUCCCCCCCAAAAAAAACCCCCCGGCAGUAACGGGAAGACCGACAGAAGCAAUUCACUCAUAGAAUCUGAAAAAAACGUUGAAGAAAACGACUAUGAAAACGAUAAAAAGGAAAAGGAAAAAAACAGGUUUCAUGUGUACAUUCGCAAAAAUGAUCCAGUUAUCGAUAAUACAUGGAUCACAAAAAAGAUGUAUUGGAAAGCGGAAACUCUUAAGGUUAUAUCUCUAUGUGCAUAUAAUGGUGAUGGUGAACCUCCUACACAUCCCAAGGAAGAAGAUAUUGACACAGUGAUUACGUUGGAUACCGGGUUUUCAAUUAACAAGAAAGACAACAGUUCUUCUCUUGAGAUAUUGAUCCUAAAAAUGAGCUUUGAUAUAGACAUUAUUGAUAUCAAAGGCAGUAUUUCAAACUUGGAGUUCAAAUAUCCUAGAGUGGAGGAUUUAACUGGAGAAAAGAAUACUUUGCCUUUUAUCGAGAUUAAUCCAGCGCCCUUUUCGAAAUUUCAAAAGAUCUUUCCUUUUCUUAGAAGGACUUCAAAGGCUUAAUAUUAUUCACCUAUUGUAACUCUUUUCGUUAUUUAGAGGUAACUUACUAUUAAACAUCAAAUCUUGUAAUGGCAUUAAUAAUAUUCUUGUUGGUCUUAAGCUUAAGAAUCUAUAGGCCUUUUUAAGCACAAGUUUUGCAUACAUAAUAACAAUAACAAUAACAAUACUGUAAAUACCUCUAAUACCCUUGGAUAAAUUUGAAUCUUAUUUCCGGCAAUUGAUUUGACAUAACAUU